AGUCACGGAACCCCGGACACGUGACAGAAUUCUAAAAUAAACCAUAAAAAGCAUUGAAUUCUGUUAUGUUCUGGGAAUAACGUUGCGUUGACUUUACGUGGAAACCGAUGAAAUGUGCUGUUCGCUUUUCUUUGUCAGUCACUGAAUGCUGAGAACGCCACGUGUGGCCCGGGACAACACGGGAUUUGCAUUCACCAGUUGACGGGAUCGGCGCCCUUACAUAAAGACAUCCUGAAGCCUGUACCUGACCUGGACCUGGUCCUCAAGUUCGACAUGCGCUAUUACACUUCCGCUGAACUAUUCAGCUCCGGAACCUACGACAGAUUUCAGCAACCUGCUCGCAAGGAACGACGUCUGGCGGGCGAAAUUAACAACAUUUCAAGCAUCCUUCCAUCAGCACCGAUCCUCAGCCAACUGGAGGAUAUUCCCACUGAAGAGUUAUGUCCAUUCACGUCUGAUGGAGCUCCGUAUUGCAACAGAAAGAACUGCCACUGUUUGCACUUGAGGUACAUUCCGCUAGGGGCGGUAGUCCAGAUCGUUCUCCGAGAUCAGUCUGUACAUGGAAGCGUGAACCACGCGUUCCAUUUACACGGUUAUUCGUUCGCCGUUCUGGCUAUGGGAAUCUUCCAGAAUGGAUCGAAUUUGGAUACUGUGUUGGAGGAAUUUCGGGCCCGCAAUUUUAGUCAGUCCCACAUCCCGCCAGUUGUGGACACACUCGGAGUGCCCAGUCAGGGAUACGCCAUUCUUAGGUUCAAGGCGGACAAUCCAGGUUACUGGAUGUUUCACUGCCACAUCCUGAACCACCAUGAGACAGGGAUGUUCAUGUUGUUUCAAGUUGGAGACAGAGCAGACAUUCCUGCUGUACCUCAACACUUCCCCAAAUGCGGAAAUUACAUUUCUUCCAGAAGUUCUUCAAAGUCAAUCGGGUCAGGAAACUUUAAGAGACUUCUGGUGUGGCUGCAUAUCAGUACACUUGUAGUAAUAUAUUGUAUUCAUUCGACUCUAUAUAGUCUGAACUACUGACAUCAUCGUUAAAUAAAUCAGAAAUAAUAUAUUUUACU
Molecule: messenger RNA, 1061 nt
Organism: Cryptotermes secundus
Lineage: Eukaryota; Metazoa; Arthropoda; Insecta; Blattodea; Kalotermitidae
Product: laccase-12-like
Exons: 4
Coding region: 274-1023 (249 amino acids)
Biological process (GO): iron ion transport
Cellular component (GO): plasma membrane
Molecular function (GO): oxidoreductase activity; copper ion binding
Source: RefSeq, a predicted model, not a curated record